This is a messenger RNA of Mesorhabditis spiculigera, 1623 nucleotides long. Lineage: Eukaryota; Metazoa; Nematoda; Chromadorea; Rhabditida; Rhabditidae. The record is from the annotation of a GenBank genome assembly.
AUGGUGGACGCCCGUGUUCAACACCACGUUCCCGAAGCUGAAGACGCUCGGCAUUCUGAAGCGCAUCGACAAGGGCAAGCUGCUGUUGAAGCGCCAGAUGACGCUGCAAAGUGCCGUGGCGCUGUUCUCGCCUUCUUUGGAAGAAUUGCGCCUGGCCGGGAUCGCCCUCCGACCGGAGGAAACCUGACGAAAAUCGGCAUGCUGACCAAUCUGCGCGUCUUGCAGCUUGCCGGCUGCAUCGUCGACACCAUCGGCGCCCUCCUUGCCGUCAAUUUCGAGAAACUGACGCCUCUGACGGAGCUCUCGAGCUCAAGCUCUCGCUCUUCUCAAUCCAUCGCCCGCCACCAAGAAGAUCGAGCCGCUGCCGUUCACACUGAACUGGCCAGCCUGCAGACGCUGGAACUGCACUGUGAGAUCACGGACAACGGCUUUUUCAAGCGCUGCAUCGAGGCGUUUUUCCCGAAGAAUCCAGUGCUCCUCCGCCUCAACGGCUUCACCUGCCGACUGCCCGACCCGAAGAAGCUCGACGUGGCCUACAAAUCUCAGAUUUCCGCCGGGACAAAGUACAAUCGGAAUACGAUCCUGUAUUUGCUGAGAGAUUCGACCACCGCCAACGGCCCGGCCCCAGCUACCCCGAGCAAAUUGCCGGCAACUAUGAGCAACAUCGCUGGCGCCCAUAUCUCUCUCAGGACUAUGGCGCCACCUCCCCCACCACACAACAAACGAAUCGCUGGAGUGGCGUCCCGGACACCGCCAAAGGAAACUACGCCAAACGCCCCUCCCCACCACCUUAUUACGCAGUUUCCAGUUCGUACGCCUACCAGGGAGACGGCCGGGGGAAUUAUUCACGCGCACAACACGCCGCACAACAGCCCGCGAUGGGAUCAGAAGCACCAUCAAGACGCGGCGAACGACAACCAGCACCACCAACGAGCAAUCGACCACCGGCACCCACCUACUAUGACGCAUUCAACGCAUGGUUCGCGUACUCGGGCGGAGGAGCGUUUGGAGCAAGACCAAAUGUCCAGGCCGCUUUCAUUGGAGGGAUGCGCCCACCCGCUUCUCCUAAACCCAACGCCCGGACGCGUGCUCCGCUCAAUCAACCGCCAGCCGUCCGCGCCGCAAAUCACGACUUCCAACGUCAUUCUGCAUUCCCCAACCAGGCAUCUUGGUCCCGCGCAUCCCCCUAUGCCACUACCGAUUUCGCAGCACCAAUCGACCCCGCCACAGCACAACAUCAUCAACAACAACCCCACGUCUUCCCCCUCCCGCCGCCUUCAGGACAGCCAAUUUAUUCAGACGCCCCGUAUUUCGCUGGACAGUUUCGUCCGUCUCAGGCACAGCCAGCAAGAGCCCCGGACAGCUGGUUCUCCCAUUUCUAACAACCCCCAGCAACGCCUCUCACUGCGCGCCAAGAAGCGCCAGCAACGCCGAGCCGUUCAGUCGGAAUACGUGGAUGCUCCGUUAAAUGCUUUCCCUCCGACAUGGCGUCCAAUUCCGAUUCAUCGUGAAGCGCCUCCCCCACCAUCAGCGGCCACAGCUCAACGAAACCCCUCCUACCUCUCGGCCACACUUUUACAUAAAGACACGCUGAGAACAAGCCCGCGGGUAUCGUCUCGGCUC